GAGGCGGCGCCGGCGGGCGGGCAAAGCUCAGUGUGAGGCGAGACGCCGCAGCGCGUAGGUCGCUCCGUGUGUGCAGCCCCGCGCCGCCGCCGCCCCAGCUCCCAGCGCACCCGCGACGAGCCGCCAUGGCUGAUCAACUGACAGAAGAGCAGAUUGCAGAGUUCAAAGAAGCUUUUUCACUAUUUGACAAGGAUGGUGAUGGUACUAUAACUACAAAGGAGUUGGGGACAGUGAUGAGAUCGCUUGGUCAAAACCCCACAGAAGCAGAGCUACAGGAUAUGAUCAAUGAAGUAGAUGCUGAUGGCAAUGGCACAAUUGACUUCCCAGAGUUUCUGACAAUGAUGGCAAGAAAAAUGAAAGAUACAGAUAGUGAAGAAGAAAUUAGAGAAGCGUUCCGUGUCUUUGACAAGGAUGGCAAUGGUUAUAUUAGUGCUGCAGAACUCCGUCAUGUGAUGACAAAUCUUGGGGAGAAGCUAACAGAUGAAGAAGUUGAUGAAAUGAUUAGGGAAGCAGACAUUGAUGGUGAUGGUCAAGUAAACUAUGAAGAGUUUGUACAAAUGAUGACAGCGAAGUGAAGACGUUGUACAGAAUGUGUUAAAUUUCUUGUACAAAAUUGUUUAUUUGCCUUUUCUCUGUUUGUAACUUAUCUGUAAAAGGUUUUUCCCUUACUGUCAAAAGAAUAUGCAUGUAUAGUAAUUAGAAGGCCAUUCCUCCAUGUUUUUCUCCUUUAUCUUACUGUCAUUGUUCUGAUUUUUGGAAAAUUGAUCUAAGUAACAAAUGUUGCAUGUGGCUUACUCUGGAUAUUUAAGCCCUUCUGCACAUCUAAAGUUAGAUGGAAUUGGUUAACUGAGGGAACAUCUGGAUUGUCUGUUUAAAAAGUAGCUUUCUUUAGGAGACUUAGGUAUGACUAGUGUAGCAAGUUACAUAAAGUAAGCUAGGGUUUACUGUGCAUUAGCGGUUCCUUAGUUAAAGCGGCACAUUGGCUCUAGUUCUGCAGUACAUAAAGGAGUUUAAUCUGUGUUUGGUGAUAGAGGUAAGGACUCUUGCAGCUAGCUGCAGGAUAAAAUUGUGUGAAUAGUAUAUAUACAUGUGGCUAAUGCACUGUAAAAAUCAUGCUCCUAGCUUACUUCACAGUAACUUGUUUGUGGCCAUACCUGUAACAUGUUGUUGAAGUGUGGAGUCUUAACGUUGUGGACGAUUGACAGUCAACAAUAUGAAACUUAAGUUGCACUAAUGCAAAACGGGUGAUUUAUCCAGGUACUCGUACACAAGUUUUUUUUGUACUGCUGGUCCUGUACCAGAAAACAUUUUUCUCCUCUUGUUACUAUGCUUUUUAAACUUUGUUUAGCCACUUAUUUUCAAAAAAAUCUGCUUCUGGCACGAUUUGCCUCAAAUCCAUUCCAAGUUGUAUAUUUGUUUUCCAAUAAAAAAUUACAAUUUACCCAUACUGUUUCAA
Messenger RNA from Cuculus canorus (common cuckoo), 1456 nucleotides. RefSeq names its product calmodulin 2 (gene CALM2). NCBI's taxonomy places the organism in Eukaryota, Metazoa, Chordata, Aves, Cuculiformes, Cuculidae. Gene Ontology annotation, molecular function: calcium ion binding. Bases 126 to 575 code for a protein of 149 amino acids. The record is from RefSeq and is a predicted model, not a curated record. The transcript has 6 exons.